GCGGGUGAGGUGAAAGCCAGCGCCAUGGUGGAGAAGGAAGAGGCCGGCGGCGGCGGCGGCGGCGGCGGCAUCAGCGAGGAGGAGGCGGCGCAGUAUGACCGGCAGAUCCGCCUGUGGGGGCUGGAGGCCCAGAAGCGGCUUCGAGCUUCCCGGGUGCUGAUUGUCGGCAUGAAAGGACUUGGGGCUGAAAUUGCCAAGAAUCUUAUCCUGGCAGGAGUGAAAGGACUGACCAUGCUGGAUCACGAGCAGGUAUCUCCAGAAGACCCUGGAGCUCAGUUCUUGAUUCGGACUGGGUCUGUGGGCCGAAAUAGGGCUGAGGCCUCUUUGGAACGUGCCCAGAAUCUCAACCCCAUGGUGGAUGUAAAGGUGGACACUGAAGAUACAGAGAAGAAGCCGGAGGCAUUCUUCACUCAGUUUGAUGCGGUGUGCCUGACUUGCUGUUCCAGGGAUGUCAUUGUUAAAGUUGACCAGAUCUGUCACAGAAACAGCAUCAAGUUCUUCACAGGAGAUGUCUUUGGGUAUCAUGGGUACACCUUUGCAAAUCUUGGAGAGCAUGAGUUUGUAGAAGAGAAAACCAAAGUUGCCAAAGUUGGUCAAGGAGUAGAAGAUGGACCUGAUACCAAGAGAGCAAAACUUGAUUCAUCUGAGACAACCAUGGUCAAAAAGAAAGUGCUUUUCUGCCCUGUAAAAGAGGCGCUGGAAGUGGAUUGGAGUGGAGAGAAAGCCAAAGCCGCCUUGAAGCGCACAGCCCCGGACUACUUUCUGCUGCAAGUGCUGCUGAAAUUCCGCACAGAUAAAGGGAGAGAUCCCAGUUCUGAGAGCUACAGUGAGGAUGCUGAACUGCUGCUGCAGAUACGAAAUGAUGUGCUUGACUCACUGGGCGUCAGUCCUGACCUGCUUCCCGAUGACUUUGUCAGGUACUGCUUCUCUGAGAUGGCCCCAGUGUGUGCUGUGGUUGGAGGGAUCUUGGCACAGGAAAUUGUGAAGGCCCUGUCUCAGCGGGACCCUCCUCACAACAACUUCUUCUUUUUCGAUGGCAUGAAGGGGAGUGGAAUUGUGGAGUGCCUGGGUCCCAAGUGAGGCUGAGGUAUGGCAGCCCAGAGGUGUGUACGUGCCUGCUCUAAGCCCACUUGUCACCUGCCAGCUUCCCAAGAAGGCAUGUCUGAAUGACAAAAGAUUUUUCUAAAGCAAGUAGGCCGGACUGUGUCCUGCUUCUGUCCUAGCAAGUGUCAGGGACCUGCUGGUUCUGGAGUAUGACUAUCACCUAGCACCCCUCUGGCACUGCUCACUUACGCUGUCAUUGGAGACGGAGUUCCUAGCAAGAGCAGCAUGCUUCAUCAUGCUUCAUGAUGUCAGAGCUGCUUGCAACCUUUUGGACUAAACCCUUUCUCUAACAGAACGGGGCGGGGCUUCAGCAGGGGUAUGAGGCCCAGAGCCUUUGAACCCCAGUGGAA
Molecule: messenger RNA, 1454 nt
Organism: Peromyscus eremicus (cactus mouse)
Lineage: Eukaryota; Metazoa; Chordata; Mammalia; Rodentia; Cricetidae
Gene: Sae1
Product: SUMO1 activating enzyme subunit 1
Exons: 9
Coding region: 25-1080 (351 amino acids)
Biological process (GO): protein sumoylation
Cellular component (GO): cytoplasm; SUMO activating enzyme complex
Molecular function (GO): SUMO activating enzyme activity
Source: RefSeq, a predicted model, not a curated record